UAGUCCAAAGCUCUGAACUAGCCAUAGUCAAUUUUUCCUGCUCGGCCGUCGUCUGAAAUGUACGAAGAAUGUGACCGUGUCGUGUGAAAAGAAAGUUUAAAUCAUUUUCCGUGGUGCGAGUGUCCAGAUUAUUAACAUAAUUUCAAUCAAAAGCAUUGCGCUAUUCUAUAAUUGAAACGAAUAAAAGGUGAAACUAGGUUGAUAAGUACGCUAAAUAGGUCAGCUAUGAAAAGACAACGAUACUAUAUUGGCGAUAUUGUUACAUAAAUAAGUGUUAAGUGCGUGCCUGUGCGCGAGAUCUAUGCAAAUUGGCGUUGCAAUUCCAGAACAUCAACCAAUCCAAGGCCUCUUUUGCACCAAUAGACACCGAGAAUGGAUAAUAAUGUUGUUCAGAUGCAGAAUCAGGAAACAGUUACCAAUGAGUCUGACAAUGUCCCAUCCCCGAGAAAGCAGAAACGGCUGGGGCCAGCUCCCAUUGCAUCCAUGGAAGAAACUGUGACCGAAGACCGUAACAGAAUGGAUGGUUCCGCGGGCCAGAGCCACAAAUCUCGCUGGUACAAUGCGAAGGAGUGCGAAUCGCCAAAAAAGCAAUCACCACCUAACACAAUCGGCAGCACAAGUGCCCUAGCCCCAACUACCCCGCGCAUAGAUAUAAGUAGAGCAUCGUCACACUCGUCGCACCACGACAGCCGCGAUAGCAGCCCGGAGAAUGUUUUUGAACAGGUUGGCACUGGAACAUUGCAGGACUCGGGUGUUCUUGGCUAUAGAGAAGAGGGAACGAUGGAUCUACGUAGCUCAACAGAAGAGCUUCAAUUCAUGGAGCCCGAGAAAGGGAGAACUGAGCGCGAGAAACCACAAGCACCGAGAUACUCACCAAACCUUUUCAAAUUCGAAGAACAACACCAAUUUGCAUUGCAUCAUCAACGAAAAGAUUCAGCCAGCUCUGAGGUGGCUUCAUUUUUGUGUAUAUCUGGUCGUACGAGUAGAAUUUCUAGUGUCGGUAGCCAAGGGUCUGCUAACAGUAAGCUAUCGGCCGUUUCCGGUGUGUCGGGCAUUUCUCGAUCACCUUCUCCGCAUCGUAUGCUUCUGGAAACAUCAUUCUGCGGCCCUAAGCCACUGCAAGGGAUAACUGAUGGCAGCAUACCGAGCAGCAUUGAGCCAUCGACGGCUCGCAUGCUCGAGCAAGUCAUUCUUUCGCGGAAAAAAGAUCCUACUGAGGCUGUAUUAGCCGAAGGUAUAAAUGUAGACACAUCGUUCACAAGCAAUGCUUUGCCAAAAAGCAAUAAUAUACAAGAAGCUGAAUUGAUGAGAAGGAAAUCAGAUAGCAACGCUAAUACUAGCCGAAAAGAAGAAAUGAUACAACUACCACCACAGACUAGCAGAAGCAUUUCGAAUAAACGUUACAUUCCUCCAACGGAUUUAUCUAAGCCAAUAGUGGGAAUGAUGCCAAGCGGAAUUGAAUAUAUACGAAUAAAUUUGAAACCUGAUCAUUGCUACAGCGACAACGGUAUUGCUGAUAACGAAAGAAUCAUAGAAGAUGACCAACGGAAGCCUAAUUCUUUAAAUUUAAGGGAAGGAUCUUCUUCUAGAAAAGCUGACCCAAGUGUCAGUCCUAAGCCAUCGCGUCACAAGCCGAAUCGUGAAAAUGGGAGCAGAUCGCCUUCCCCAGCCAACACUUUAUUCUCAAGGAAAAGUUCCUUUUGUUCUAUUUUUAAGCUUAAAGAUUCUGCCAGUCCAGAUUCGCCUGGCACGGGACAUAUUCGCAAAAAGAGUGGAUCCAAUACUUCUUAUGGCGAAUAUCAGGAGCGGUCCCGAAGUAAAAGUAAGGAACGAGAUCCGACAUCUCUCAACACGACACCAAGUAAACAAAAGUCUGUUCUGGCCAUUUUCAAACCUAAGAAAAAUGGCACUAAAUCUAAAUCUCCAUCGCCCAUUGAUUCUGGUCCACGUGGCUCUUUAUCCAAUGUCGAAUUCAAGUUCAAAAGUGACACUCAAAGUGUUGUUUCCAAUCCUCGACCAAACUUGAGAUAUUAUGAUACUCCUCUUGACGGCACAAGCAUACACAUUCCACUUCACACUCCACCGGAAGAAAAACAUUUAAAAGGAAUGCUAACCACAUCUGCCCCAGCGACAGCAUCCGCACCUUCAAGCAUGGCUAUGAUGAGUCUUAAUGCAGAACCGGAUGUUUCGCAUGGUCGAGUUUCUCCAUCAACACAAUCAAUGAAGCUGAACAAUAACUGCACGGUCACGAUUCAUCCCCGACCCAAGCCAAUGCCGCCCCUCAAAUGCUAUCGGAUCGAAAAUCCCGACGGAAGCAUAACAAUACCGCUGAAAUCUCCUACUGAAGAAAAGGAACGAGACAGUAUAUGGAGUUUGGAAGUGCAGCGUAACAGUUCCCAAGAAAGUCAAGAUACGGUGAUAUCCGCUGCAGUGCAGCAAACCUCUAGCAAUACCUUAAUAGUUAAUACUAAAAAUGCCUUACCUGCACUCAAUAUGCAAAAUGGUGCCACUCAACCCUUGCCCGAUGAAGCAGAAACUGCACCUCACCCGUCUAUACCCUCAGAUAUAGUUAAUUCCGACGAAACGAAACAAGCAGCUGCAAUAGCCACGAUGACUGCUAAAGAACGCAAACAGUUGCUGUUUUCCAUGAAAAUGGGAUCAGGUAGUCAAGACCAGGUCUUCACUACCCAAUUCAGUGUUUCUAAAACCGAAAGUCAAUGCAGCCAGCUAUCGGAAAUGGUAUCGAAUGAAGCAGUUAUUAAAACCGAAACGUCGGAACAAAUAGAAAAUGCACCAAACGAAAUUUCGCCACCAAUAAUUUAUCGCAAUAAACAAAUCGAGAACGUGAAAAGACGCAGUCCAAAAGAAAGAAACAGUCGUUCAGAAAGUUUCUCAGGCGAUGGGAUAGAUUUUCAUCGCCAUUCAAGGUAUAUCGAAAAUGCAGAGGAAAUUUUAAUUGCCCAACAAAAAGCGGAGGAAAACAGACGGAAAACUGAACUAAACACUACAGUAAGCGAGGAGUCAUCCAUUUCACAAGAUACGAGCAGGGAAGAAUCGACGGUGAAAAUGUCGUCAAGAAAUAAGAAUACGCUCAACAUUCCUGAUCGAAAGUCUACUGCUUCCAACGAUGAACAAGGGAUUUCGUCCGAAAGCGAAAAAGAAUCCGAAAUGGAUUCAACCAUUUCUCGAAAAAAUGUACACCCAAGUAUGCUUGCCAUAGAAGAUCAUGAGAGCGCAGGCCUUGUGCUGCAAGAAUCGUUCGACGAUGAACUACCAUACAUUCCAACAACGCUGCCGGAAGAAAGAACGGUCGGUGUCAAAUUAGUACCAAUGAAGGAUAGAGCCCAGAUGGAAAUGAAAAUGUGUCCUUUGGAAAGGCCAAGAUCCACAACACCAAUUCACCCUGCAUCCCUGGAAAACUACUGUGGUAUAACUACAGGAGAGGAUGGAGAAACACAUUUAGUCCGCGGAGAAAAACUACGUAUUAGCUUACCGCGGAAGUGCGACACAUCGACCGAUAGGGCGCCCAAAACACGUUCGCCACGAAAAACCUCUAUUUCCUCUGGCAAAAAUUGGUUUGAGUUUGCCGAACAAGGUAUCGGAAGCACUAGCCAGGCACAGCCUUCAAUCAACAGUAGCAAUGGCGACCAGACGACAGUGACAGAGGAAGAACCGCCGCCGCCACUGCCGCCCAGAAAAUCCCAACAAUGGAUCGAUUUCGAGAGCAUCCCUGAAAAGCGAAAAACACCCAAGCGUAUCACAACGGUCCCGCAGAGGGAAGCAUCAAUCGAAACCAAUCAAGUUGGUGGUGUUAUGUAUAACUAUGUCAAACCGGAAGAAUGCCAAUGCGAGUGCCACGAAAGCGAACGCGAAGGAGGAAGUCAACUGACUACAACGGAUCAAGACGAUGAAGAACAAGAAGAUCAACAACCGUUACUGCAGCAAGACCUGAGCGAGGAGUUGAGAAGCUGUCGAGAUGAGGACUCACACCAGGCACUUUAAUAAGACCAGCGUUAUACCGGCAAAUAUAUUAUAAUCAGUAACGAUAAAAUUAAGUAUUUCAUAAAUUUGAUGUCGAGCACAGUGAAACGAAAAAUAUUCAUCUUUACUAGUAAUAAGUAAUCAAUAAAUUCAAUUUAUCUCCUCCAUCAUUCGCAUUCAUAUUAAUACCAGAUCAAUAUAAAAAAAAAACAGCUGUAUGUAGGCUAAAUCAAAUAUUAGCUCAAAAUAGUUUGUUAAAUAUGAAAAAGUGUUGAAUAAAAUAUAUUUUUCUUAUAAGCAAAUAAUAUGAAUAACAAUGUGCUCGAAAACGUUGCAUCUUAACUAUGAAAGCGCUAUCUAGAAAGUAAACUCUGCUUAUACUCUACAAAAACUAGUGGAUUUAUGUUUUCUUUUUGGUUCCACUUCCGUUAAAAGUUGUGUUAUUUUAUCGUGUUAUUAGUGCUAAGCAAAAUUGUAUUACUGAAUCCUAGCGUCAUGAACAUAUAACCCCGGCAGAGGUACAAAAUGUAUUGCAUUGUUAUAGCCAAGCAUGGAAGGGAACUCUUCUUUGUAGCCAACUUUUGGAGCAGUAUCAAAGUAUUGUUCGAAAAACUAUGAUUUUUUUU
Messenger RNA from Uranotaenia lowii, 4607 nucleotides. RefSeq lists its product as uncharacterized. Lineage: Eukaryota; Metazoa; Arthropoda; Insecta; Diptera; Culicidae. Bases 373 to 4002 code for a protein of 1209 amino acids. The transcript is spliced from 6 exons. The record is from RefSeq and is a predicted model, not a curated record.